Molecule: messenger RNA, 1020 nt
Organism: Scheffersomyces coipomensis
Lineage: Eukaryota; Fungi; Ascomycota; Pichiomycetes; Serinales; Debaryomycetaceae
Exons: 3
Coding region: 1-1020 (339 amino acids)
Source: RefSeq, a predicted model, not a curated record
AUGUCUAAAUUAACUGAAAAGCAAGCCUUUCAAAUUAUUAAUAAUAAAUUACCUGCUAAAGCAAAUGUAUCUAGAACAGCUACCCCACCAAAUGCUAAAACUGCCAAAACAACUAAACAAUCAAAAGAUGAAUCAAUCGAUGUUUCAGAAAUAGUUAAAAGUAUUAAAGAAGUGAAUGAUACUCUUAAAGAGUUAAAGUCAAUCUAUUUAAGUGAAAUAGCUAAAAGAAAUGAUUCUACUCCUGAUCCUGUUUCGUUAGAAAGGAUUAGGUUUGUGUCACUGAUAGCUAAUUACUUUUCCCUUGUUGUCGUUUCGAUAUUGGGUGUAUGUUUAUUGAUAACAUUCUUUCCACAGUUAUUGCCAUUCAUUAUUCAUAAAUCAGAGGAAGUUUGGACCCAAUUGAUUAAGUAUUGGAAGGAAUCUAACAUACUGUAUGCUCUUAUCAGAGAUACAAGUGUUAAUUUUAGAGACACAAGUCUUAAAUUUAAAGAUACUGGUCUUAAGUUUAUAAACACAAGUCUUAGUCAUGGAUCAAAGAUCGUGACUCAAUUAGACAAAGAUAUCAGACAAUUAUUAAAAGAAACCAUUCCGGAGUAUGAAACUUAUACCGAGAAGAUUCCUAAUGAUAACCAACUUCAUACACCAAUUGAUAUUACUGAUUUAGCUAAAACUCUCAAUGAGAUACAUACUACCCUUAAUGAAUUCAAGUCUUUAUAUGCUGCUGAAAGAGCUAAAAAAGAUGAAGAUCUCGAAGCUGGCACUUCGUCUUCAACCGCAGAACGUCUAGAUGAUUUGGAUUAUGCAAUUUAUGAAAAAGUUGAUCAAAUAAUUGAUCGUUUGAUUCAACAAAGGAAGAAGGAACUUAAAUCAAAUCGAAGGAUUGUAUUUACUGAAUUAGAACGGGCAAAAUUCAUAAACACUGGAAUUGCCAUAGUAAUCAUCAUUGGUGUUCUGUUUGCUAUAUGGGCUAUGGUAUCGAUAAUGAUUUGGUAUCAAAGAUCUAUUCAAGAUUUAUCCUAA